Messenger RNA from Dermacentor silvarum, 2233 nucleotides. Its product is annotated as zinc finger protein 239-like. The transcript is spliced from 2 exons. Gene Ontology annotation, molecular function: RNA polymerase II cis-regulatory region sequence-specific DNA binding; DNA-binding transcription factor activity, RNA polymerase II-specific. Gene Ontology annotation, cellular component: nucleus. Lineage: Eukaryota; Metazoa; Arthropoda; Arachnida; Ixodida; Ixodidae. Gene Ontology annotation, biological process: regulation of transcription by RNA polymerase II. Bases 542 to 1606 code for a protein of 354 amino acids. The record is from RefSeq and is a predicted model, not a curated record.
GUUUGAAAUAUCCUUGCUCUAAAUUGACGUCGCGAAAUACUUUGAAGUGCUGAACAGCUGGUAGCUCGAGUCAAGGCUCGAGCCAACGUCCCGACAGUCCUGGCGAAGCUAAGGCCCUUUGCCGAACCAUUGGCUCCAGCGACGUUCCUUGUUCUACCGACUGUUCAUCACUUUGUCUCAUUUGGACAAAAUAACUUGGUAGUGCAUUAGCGUUGACCCCCACUGUGUACGAGGGACCCCACAAUGAACGUAUCACAGAUAACUGAAGCCCGACGCAGAGGCGAACGCGGUUGCAGCCAAUUGAGACGCGGCGCUUUGCGCAGCGCGUCGGCUACCGAGUGCACAUACUUGGGUCACUGCUGUGUGUUGCGCGUGCUGGUAUGCGAAUUUGGAUAACACUGCAGCGCAAGCAGACAAGAACAAAAGAGAGACGUAGACACUACGACGCGCAUCAUGGCGUCUAGGUCUCCAUUUUGUCCUUGUCUGCUUGCGCUAAUGUUAUCCUUGUUGGGUCACUCAUCCUUCGUAGCGUGUGCUGUGAAUGGUUAUUGCUGCGCUGUUGGGCCUGAUUACCCGUGUUGUUUCUUCAGGUCAUCCAGUUGUGGCCACCAUGAAUCCGAGCUGUGACGAGUCAGAACCUGGUGCGAACAGCGUGGCUACUUCGACAGAUGAGCUUCCAAUCAUGGAUGGCGACGCCGGGGCAGCUAGCUGGAACGGGAAUCCCGGAGAAGAGCUACGCAAUAGCAAGCACGGCCGCGAGAGAUCCUGGCAAUGCAACCUUUGCUCCAGAAACUUCAAAACCCGAAGUGCAAUGCGCAACCACAUGCCCACGCACUCGAACGAGAAGCCGCAUUGCCCUCCCAAGUGCGGCAAAAGAUUCGCCCGGCAGAAGUAUCUCAACCACCACCGCCGCCUUCACACGGGAGAAAGGCCACACCAGUGUGACGAAUGCGGUCGAAGGUUCGCUUGCGUAACUGACCUCUCCAGGCACGCUCGCACGCACACAGGCGAGAGACCGUACAAGUGCCCAGUGUGUCCCUCGGCGUUCUCCAGGAAAGGCUCUCUCGACUGUCACAUCUUGAUGCACACCGGUCAGAGACCGCACCACUGCAACACGUGUGGGCAGAGCUUCAGGAUGGCGCACCACCUCACCUACCACAAGCGGACUCACACGGGAGAAAAACCCCACCGCUGCCCCGUGUGCGACAAGGGUUUCUCUCGGAAUAAGUAUCUCAAUAACCACAUUCGCACGCAUACGGGAGAAAAGCCGUACCGGUGCGACGCGUGCGGCCAAAGUUUCGGUUCCAGAGAGGACCUCACGAGACACACUCGGAUGCACACAGGCGAGAAACCGUACAAGUGCACGACGUGUCCCUCGGCGUUUGCCGAGAAAGGCUCUCUUAACCGUCACGUCUUAACGCACACCGGUGAGAGACCGCACCGGUGCAUUGCGUGCGGGCGGAGCUUCAGAAUGCCGCAUCACCUCACCUACCACAAGGGGACUCACACGGGAGAGAAGCCCUGCCGCUGCCCCCUGUGGUACAAGAGGUUCACUCAGAAGACCAGCCUCAUGACUCACGCCCGCACGCACACAGAGAAGCCGUAACAGUUGCACCGGGCUUCAGCCGGAUUCUCACGGAAGGACCACCUCACAGCUCACAUUCUGACAGAUACGGCCGAAUGGUCACAUUAGCGAUACAUGUUCCAUAAAAGAUUUCCUCCGCAGGCAGCCGCUGUAGGGCACGUGCUCGAACACUGUGUUAAUGCGACCCGCGUAAAGGACGUGGCCCAACAAUGAGGCUCCCUCGUCGAGCACUUAGCUUGAAGGUGCGCCUCCGCAGCCAGCCACAAGUGCGCUACAGUGUGACAAGAGCCAGAACUCGCCCAUCAGAACCCCAUCCAUUUCGCGUUGAGCCUGUGGCAUGGUUUGAUAUCGAUGUUUCUGCAUUAGUCCUCGGAAUGAAGUGGUAUCCUCUUGAGAUGGCCCGGAUGAGAGUACACGCCUGACGUAGCUGUGUACUUGACAUUUAUGCACAACUUUUUUUUUUUUCGGAAAAUUCUGGCAGAAUAUUUUUGUGAGCUUUCCUUCAAGACAAUGUUCGAUGUACUUGCUUUAACGUUUCCUUCAUACUCUGGUUCCAUGUUGUUUCGGCGCUAAAUAAAGGUUUGUAAGCCAAGUUUCGCCUUUGGACAGCGGUAAAUUUUUUUUUAUAAAUUAGCUCUUUGUUGUUUA